GCCACACACACACACACACACACACACACACACACACACACGGCACAGAUUUCCAAUAUCAACGCAUCUUGAUGUAAAACACGGACUCAAAGAGAUGAGAGAAGAACAUUAGUCAUGGACAACAGUGCUUUAACACAUUAUUGAAACUACAAACUCACAUCCACAGUGGUUUCAUGUUGACAGAUUGAAUAUUUUGAAAGCUUGAGGUAUUUUAUAAUGAAACAUGCCAUGUGAAAACACUGAAGCUUAAAAUUCUGCCAAACAGCUGAAUAAAGAAUUCCUCAUCGGGUAUGUAAGAGAACUCCCCACCACCACCAUGACAAACCAGGAAAAGUGGGCCCACCUCAGCCCCUCAGAAUUUUCCCAACUUCAGAAAUAUGCAGAAUACUCUACAAAGAAACUGAAGGAUGUCCUUGAAGAAUUCCAUGGCAAUGGAGUGCUUGCAAAGUAUAAUCCUGAAGGGAAACAAGACAUUCUUAACCAAACAAUAGAUUUUGAAGGUUUCAAGCUAUUUAUGAAGACGUUCCUGGAAGCCGAGCUUCCCGAUGAUUUCACGGCACACCUUUUCAUGUCGUUUAGCAACAAGUUUCCUCAUUCUAGUCCAAUGGUAAAAAGUAAGCCUGCUCUCCUUUCAGGUGGUCUAAGAAUGAAUAAAGGCGCUAUCACCCCUCCCCGUACUUCUCCUGCAAAUACAUGCUCUCCAGAAGUAAUCCAUCUGAAGGACAUUGUCUGUUACCUGUCUCUCCUUGAAAGAGGAAGGCCUGAGGAUAAACUUGAAUUUAUGUUUCGCCUCUAUGACACAGAUGGGAAUGGCUUCCUGGACAGCUCGGAGCUAGAAAAUAUCAUCAGUCAGAUGAUGCACGUUGCGGAGUACCUUGAGUGGGAUGUCACUGAACUCAAUCCAAUCCUUCAUGAAAUGAUGGAAGAGAUUGACUACGAUCACGAUGGAACAGUCUCUCUGGAGGAAUGGAUCCAAGGAGGAAUGACGACGAUUCCACUUCUUGUGCUCUUGGGCUUGGAAAAUAAUGUGAAGGAUGAUGGGCAGCAUGUGUGGCGACUCAAGCACUUUAACAAACCUGCCUACUGCAAUCUUUGCCUGAACAUGCUAAUCGGUGUGGGGAAGCAAGGCCUCUGCUGCUCCUUUUGCAAGUACACAGUUCAUGAGCGCUGCGUGGCUAGAGCACCUCCCUCUUGCAUCAAAACUUACGUGAAGUCCAAGAAGAACACGGAUGUCAUGCACCAUUACUGGGUUGAAGGCAACUGCCCAACCAAGUGUGAUAAGUGCCACAAAACAGUUAAAUGUUACCAGGGCCUGACAGGACUGCAUUGUGUUUGGUGUCAGAUCACAUUGCAUAAUAAGUGUGCUUCUCAUCUAAAACCUGAAUGUGACUGUGGACCUUUGAAGGACCAUAUUUUACCACCCACAACAAUCUGUCCAGUGGUCCUGCAGACUCUGCCCACUUCAGGAGUUUCAGUCCCUGAGGAAAGACAAGCAACAGUGAAAAAGGAAAAGAGUGGUUCCCAGCAGCCAAAUAAAGUGAUGGACAAGAACAAAAUGCAAAGAGCCAACUCUGUUACCGUGGAUGGGCAAGGCCUGCAGAUUACUCCUGUUCCUGGUACUCAUCCACUUUUAGUUUUUGUGAACCCCAAAAGUGGUGGGAAACAAGGAGAACGAAUUUACAGAAAAUUCCAGUAUCUACUAAAUCCUCGUCAAGUUUACAGUCUUGCUGGAAAUGGGCCGAUGCCAGGGUUAAACUUUUUCCGUGAUGUUCCUGAUUUCAGAGUGUUAGCCUGUGGUGGAGAUGGAACCGUGGGGUGGAUUUUGGACUGCAUAGAAAAGGCUAACGUAGUCAAGCAUCCUCCAGUUGCUAUUCUGCCUCUUGGGACCGGCAAUGAUCUAGCAAGAUGCCUGCGAUGGGGAGGAGGUUAUGAAGGUGAGAAUCUGAUGAAAAUCCUAAAAGACAUCGAAAACAGCACAGAAAUCAUGUUGGACAGGUGGAAGUUUGAAGUCAUACCUAAUGACAAAGAUGAGAAAGGAGACCCAGUGCCUUACAGUAUCAUCAAUAAUUACUUUUCCAUUGGCGUGGAUGCCUCCAUUGCUCACAGAUUCCACAUCAUGAGAGAAAAACACCCAGAGAAAUUCAACAGUAGAAUGAAGAACAAAUUUUGGUAUUUUGAAUUUGGCACAUCUGAAACUUUCUCAGCCACCUGCAAGAAGCUACAUGAAUCUGUAGAAAUAGAAUGUGAUGGAGUACAGAUAGAUUUAAUCAACAUCUCUCUGGAAGGAAUUGCUAUUUUGAAUAUACCAAGUAUGCAUGGAGGAUCCAAUCUUUGGGGCGAGUCUAAGAAAAGACGAAGCCAUCGCAGAAUAGAGAAAAAAGGGUCUGACAAAAGGACUACGCUUACAGAUGCCAAAGAGUUGAAGUUUGCAAGUCAAGAUAAAAAUAACACACAAGAACCAAGCCCCAAUACUGAUGGGCCCUCCUCCAAAAACCGGGUUGUUCUGCUCCCUCGUCAAAAGAACAAGAAACCGAAGCAAGGAAUAAUCCUUUACCAUUUCAUCCUUAGAGAUCUAAUUAGCAUAAUUGGGCCAUGGAACACUUAUGGUGGACAUCUUUGAACCAUGUCAAGUCUGCUGCUCGUGCGAAAUGGAAUUGGUUUAACAAUUUUUGUUACUCGGCUAAUGUAAAAUUCAGCUAUUAGGAUAUUUAUUGUCUCAGUUUUUAUAGGCAUCUUUGCAUGAAGAAGGCAGUGUACAUGAAGUGAUACUGCAUAUUUUUGUUGCAUGCAUUCCCAUAGAUUUUUAUGUCUCCCACACAUACCUCCCCAGUUUUCAUUUACUAACCUGUGAGAAAAACCUGUGAAACAUGAAGAAGGAAAUGCCAUGAGAAUUGUGAGUCUCAGGGUGGUUCCAGUUAUGAAUAAGCACUAAUGCUACAGUGAUCACAUUCACAGAACACUAUACUUUCCCUUUUAGAAUUCAACAAUGUGUCAAUGAUCUUUGACCUAUGACCUGAAGAGAAACUUUUAAUUGAAGAUUUCAUUAAAUAGUUGUCUAUGAUAUCUUGCUGUAUCUACAUAGUUUUUCUUUGAUAUCUUAAUGCUUCUGAGUGGAAUUUAAAAUACCAGGUAUAAAGUUUUCUAGUGCUGAAAAAUAGAAAGUGGUUUUGUUUUGAGUCUUUUUUAAUUACAGAAAUUAGUGAAAACGUGUUACUUGGCAGUGAAGUGCAGUAAUGUGACAAGGCUUAUUCCUUUGUGCAUGUGAAUCUAAGAGAAAAUUUAUAACCACACCAGUAACCAAAUAGCCAUUUUAAACUAUGUGCCUAAUAGACACGUUUCCCACCAAAGAUUCACAAAAAGAUGCUUGAGGGAAAUGGGUUGAUAUAUAACUAGUAUUGUAGAGAAAAUUUAUCAUUCUUAUGAAUAAUUUGUGAUGACUAAAACUCUAGAAGAGAGUGAAUUGCCCAUUAAUUACAAUUAAAAUUCUCACCUUUCACAGAUCAACCAUACAACACAAUCAAAGCUCAAUAGCCUCAUGUCUUGCUUUUUUUGGUCAUUUAUAAAUAUAGGUGUCUGUAAUUUUUUAAUGAAUCAGUUAAGUACUCUUGAGAAAGUAAAUUAUUUUGUCAGUUUCUUUCUAGUAUAAAUUGAUACCUAUAAUAAUGUUGAGCUCAUCGAAACAAAUCAUGCAUGCGGUGACCGCCCACCCCAUGUGCUCCUCUCCCAUCUAUAUAACACUUUAAGUAUUUAUUUGGAAAUAAUGGCCAAGAUCAUUAUUUAAGGUGCUCAUGGCAUGGUUAGAUUCUCUGAUUGUUUAAAGAAAUUAUGGAAUAGUACUUUUCUUAGUGUUUCAUUAAGCUUAUGAUACAAAAUGAAAUGCUAUUCUGAGCAGUUUUGGUAUUGUUCAUUCAUAUUGACCUGCAUUUCAUCCUUGCAUGUUUUAUGUUUUCAAACAUGCCAUAAGGAGAACAAGUGCUUGAAGUGCAUGAUUUAUUAGUUUCUCUCUCCAUUCUGCAUUAAAGUACUAAUGAUUUAUCAGUCUUUUUUUCUGUUGAUUCAUUCAUCUUUGAAUAACAAAUAGCAUUUAGUGAUUCUGUUGAAUACAAUCCUGUGCAUGGAUUUAUGGAUUUCAAGUGAAAUUGCUGUAAUUUUUGUUCUUUGGUUUGAAAACUCAACUGAAUGCUGUUAUAUCAAAUAGCUACUCUCAAGCAAUGCGCUAUAAUGGAAGAUUAUGUAUAAAGCAUAUUCUUGUAGUGUUCUAGGAACAUUGGAUGGUAAAUAUCAAUCAACAAUAAGUUUAAUUGCUUUGAAAAUAAAAGCUUUUGAAUAAAAUUAAGGCAUAAUUUAGUAUUCCCAGGAAAAUUAUCAUUACAAUUGCAAAUGCAGCAUAGCAAUCACUUGCCCUAGUAUAAUUUUAAAAAGUUAUUUGGCAGAGAGUAAUCUAGACCGAAAGAAUUCUCAAAACAGUAACAAAUGCAUUACUGACAUAAUGUUACAUAACACACACAUUGAUUUUGUGUAUCUAUGGUUACAGGUAAUAAAUAUUUUCACAUAAAUUGACAAAAUUUUCUACAAUGGGCAGGCAGACUCUAUGUCAAAAACAUAUUCUGAAGCCACACAUUUUUUAUGUUCGGUACAACAUAUAAUUAUUUCUCAUCUACCUUUUAUAGUAUAUAGUCUGAAGGCAGCAACAUUUUGUGAAUCUUUCUUAACAACUGGUACGGUGGAAAGCUGUUGAAUAGACAGUGAGAUGAGAUAAAUCAAGCAACUUGCCUAUAAGACUUUAAUAAUUGACAUGAUAGAAUGCAGCUUUACUUCAGUGUGCUAUAUAACUAUAUGAGUGCUAAUAUCGUCACUCACAUUUUUUCAGUCAGAGGGAUAUAUUGGUAUAUUAAGAUUGGAAUCAAAUAUUAUUUUCCCCAACUCAUUCGCUAAACCCCUGGGGUUUAGAGAGGUACUUUUAAAAACCUCCUUUGAUGGUUUUGGAAUCAGAGAAGAUAUUGUCCCCAUUUUUAUGAUAGCUUUAAGUGAAAAAUACAUAUUAUAAGUAAAAUUCUAAACUGAAAGUUCUAUGGUAUAUUAAAAUACUUAAUAAUGAAUGUUAGCUUUACAAAAUGGAAAGUUUUUUAUAUGUGUGUGGUUGAGUGAGUUGAGUCAACAUCUUUUAAAUAUAGUAGACACAGUAUUAUAAAGUUACAAGUGGAUGAAGCUCAUAAGUAAAAAUCAGUACUGGGUUUGCAGGGGUCCAAGGAAAAGGGGAAAAGAGAUAAGCAAUUUGCUAAACAUUGCAAUGCACUGCUUGAUGAACAGAGAGAGAUUCCAGAAUAAAUCUGGAUAUCCAUGUUUCUAAUAGGACUCGAAGUGUCUGUGUAGGACCAGAAACUUUAAAGGACAUAUAUGUAUCUUAUCACUUACAUCUGCAUACUAUAUGUACUUGAUGCAAAAAUCACUGGUCUAUAAAUUGUGGACAAAGGAGAUACCUUGUGAAGAUAAGAAAAUUUUUAAAAACUUUUCAUUUUUAAAUAGGUUAUAUGAUUAUAGCCAGAAUAAAUCAAAAGGCUCUGAUGUUUAGUCCAUGGCAGGCAAAAAUUUUAAUUCAGUGGGAAUUAAUGAAUAACAUAUAUGUUUCUGCAUUUUGUUCUUUUUUUCCUUUAUUUUUAGGAGGAUGGGAAGCUAUUUUAAUUUUCAAGAAAGAAUCUGUUUUGAAUAUCAAACUUUAUUCUACUUGAAUAAGAUGGAACUUUUAAAUGGCUCCACCACUUUUUGUGUCAAAGUUGUUUAUUGGUUAUAAAAAGGAAUCUGUACCUUUCAUGGCACACGUAGUCCCCAAAGCAUUAUUUAAAUACAAUACAUGUUUUCUAAAUUAAAAAACUAAACCCAUGUAAAAGAUGUUGAGGAUAUAAAAUUUAAAUAAACAAAAACCUGCAAAAGAGCUUUUAUUUUAUGAAAGGCAGAAAUCACCCCUUAAAUCACCCAAUUAAAUUUCAUUCUAUGAAGUUCAAAUAAACUAACAUUUCAAGGAUUCUGUACUUCCUUUUUGUGUUGAAAAGCAUAGAAAUCACUUAAUUACAGUAUCUUAAUUAUUUUCUCAGAAAGUGUUAUAUACAAUAUCCUGCUUUUUGAAAUAAAAAUGUUAACCACU
This is a messenger RNA of Manis pentadactyla (Chinese pangolin), 6142 nucleotides long. RefSeq names its product diacylglycerol kinase beta (gene DGKB). Gene Ontology annotation, biological process: lipid phosphorylation; intracellular signal transduction; diacylglycerol metabolic process. Gene Ontology annotation, molecular function: ATP-dependent diacylglycerol kinase activity; calcium ion binding. The record is from RefSeq and is a predicted model, not a curated record. The transcript has 24 exons. Bases 317 to 2620 code for a protein of 767 amino acids. Lineage: Eukaryota; Metazoa; Chordata; Mammalia; Pholidota; Manidae. Gene Ontology annotation, cellular component: plasma membrane.